This is a messenger RNA of Sander lucioperca (pikeperch), 2645 nucleotides long. Its product is annotated as piggyBac transposable element-derived protein 4-like. Lineage: Eukaryota; Metazoa; Chordata; Actinopteri; Perciformes; Percidae. The record is from RefSeq and is a predicted model, not a curated record. The transcript is spliced from 3 exons. The coding region runs from base 1821 to 2630 and encodes 269 amino acids.
UACAACUCCUGUGUUUAAGUAGUUACUCAUGCCAUACAUCUUUGGAAAGCUACAACUCUUGUGAUUUCACUGAUACAAACUAUUCCAAGACAUGAUAACAACAGCAGGUACAAUCAUCGCCUCUGUCUGAGUAACAAACAACUACAAAAUUGAGGUAACUCACCUUUGAAGCCUCAUUGUAAUCCACAGAUCCAUAAUAUUCUGACAAAAACGGUCUUGUUACAUUGACAAAGGUCCAGACGAUCAAAUCCAGUAAACUAUUUAGUCCAAACAUAUUAUGACAUUAAAAUAUAUCCACGGACAGCUGUUUUUAAAUUUCAAAUUUCGCGGCAGUUAUUUAAUAUUUUACUGUAUUUCCUGGAGUAAAUCUUGUUUGCAUAUAUUUUUUUGCCGGUAUCUGAUAUCAAAAUGGCCCCUGCACUCUGACCUUUCGAUUGACACCUCACUUGAACCAAUAGGACCUUCCUGGUCUCGUCUACAGCCUAGAAUAGCCAACGAGUGCCUGCGGUGAAAGAAGGUGCACGCCUUUUUAUUUUGUGCCAAUUGCAACCGGUUGUGCCAAUGACUGACGUUUUGUAUAGCCAAUGAACGGGGAACUGAUGCUUUCGCGGGUAGUUACAAUCCUAAACAAAGGAAUGAUCUGUGUAGUGCAAACACCGAUAAAAACACGGCCCACUACUUUCUACAUCCUAAACCAAAACCGAACGAGAAAUUGAGAAUGGCGAAAAUUAGCAAGUCAAGAAGAUAUACCCUCCAAGAAGCAGUGGAGGAAUGUACUCGGCCACGUGAAAGCGACAAGUCAGAGGAGGAAAUGUCUGAGAAAGACAGUGAAAUGUCUUGCAUGGACUCCGUGGCAGAGGACAUGUUCCUAGAGGGAGGAGACAUUACUCUCGACAAGAAAUGUGAUGUAGAUAUGGAUUGGGAGCCUGCUACAUCUGCACCAGUGAGCAAGUGGCCACAUGGAGUGGAGCAGCAGGACAGUUCAUCAGGUGAUGAGCCUCAUCUUCCAACUCCUCUGAACAGCAGGAGACCAAGAGGUAGAGGACAAGGUAGAGGAAAAGGGAGAGGCUGCAGUCAAGCCAGAUCAAGCAGCCCAUCUGAAGAGAGGUGGAAUGAUGUCGAUGUCCCAGACAUCACACCACCACAGCCCACCUUCAGACCCAGAAAUGUCCCAGGACCCCAGCUCAUACGUACUGCUACGUACACAGCCCUGCAGUUGUUUCAACUGUUUUUUACCAACUCUGUUUUGAAGACAAUACUUCAAAACACCAACCACUGUGGCUCAACACACCAUUCAACACCCUCUAUCCCGUGGAUUGAUCUGACAUUGCAGGACAUGUUUGCAUUCAUGUCUUUAAUUGUUUACAUGGGUGUAGUCAAAUGCUUUUCUUUCACUGAUUACUGGCGUGGGGGUCAUCUUUAUAGCUUGCCGUUCCCGAGACGGGUAAUGACCGGUAAAAAGUUCCUCAGGAUCUCCCAGUCCCUUCACCUCAGCAGCUCUGUGGGUGAUGCUGCUAAUGAGGAAAGGAGAGGCACAGGAGCCUACGACCGUCUGGCUAAGAUAAAGCCGCUCUACGAGGAGAUGAGGGACUCCUGCAGAAGAAACUUUCACCCUGGCCAGGAAAUCUCCAUUGAUGAGCGAAUGGUUGCCUCAAAAGCCCGCACUGGUUUGAAACAAUACAUGAAGAACAAGCCUGUUCGCUGGGGUUAUAAACUCUUUGUUCUGGCAGACUCCAGGAACGGUUAUACAUGGGACUUUUUUUGUUUAUGAGGGAAAGUGCCAGGGAAACAGUGGUAAGGGACUCAGUUAUGAGGCAGUGAUGGAGCUAAUUGAUGUACAGUUGCUGGGCACCGGCUAUAAGGUCUUUGUAGACAAUUUUUAUACAAGUCCAAUCCUGUUUCGUGACCUCCUUCUGAAGAGGAUCUGGGCAUGCGGAACCAUCCGCACAAACAGAAUCGGAUUCCCAAGGUCAAAGGUCAACAUUCUGGUCUCAAAAUCUCCUCGUGGCAGCAUACGUUGGAUCAGGAAUGACUCCCUGCUCUUUGUUCAGUGGCGAGACACAAGGGAUGUUUUUCUGUGCUCAACCCUCCACACAGCCCACGCAGAGGACACAGUGCAGAGGAGGGUCAAAGCUGCAGAUGGGCAGUGGCAGUUGAAGGACGUCUCAGUUCCACCAGUGGUGCAGGACUACAACCGGUGCAUGGGUGGAGUGGACCACUCAGAUGCCCUCAUAGGGUAUUACAAAGUCCUGCACAAGACCCAACGGUGGUACAAGACUCUGUUUUACCACUUCAUGGACAUCGCAAUUGUGAACGCCUUCCUCCUCCAGAAGGACCUUGCAAUUGGCAAAGGAGAGGUACCUCUGCAUCAGAAGGCGUUCAGAGAGACGCUCGCAGUGGAGCUGGCAGAGGCGGGGUCUUCCUCCACAGCCACACCCGGACCACCUCCUGCUCCACGUGGAGCACAUCACAGGCCAGUGCAUAUCAGUGGGCACAGCACUGCUGGUCGGCUGAAGUGCAGGCAGUGUCAUGCAAAGACACCAGUGAAGUGCUCCUCCUGCGAUAUUCCUUUGUGCUUUGUCGCUGGCCGUGACUGUUAUAAUGACUGGCAUGUUGCCAAUGACCUGUAAUUGUAAAUACUAGUA